UACACUCACCAGACCGCAAAGCACGUGUGGGGAACAUAUAUUCCUCUUCCGCCGCGGCCCCGCCGCCGCCGCCGCCGCUCAUCUCCUGCCGGCGGGUGUCAAAAUCUGGGGUUUGGUGUCACUCCUGCUUGCAUAUUGGAACCAUCUUGAUUCGACUUUUCGAAACAUCUUAGGUCUUGAAAUGGAUUUCACAUUGAAAGGCAAAUCUUGGGCUGGCAACAUAUACCACCGGUUCGAGUCUAUUUGUCAUGAUGUUGAUGAUUUAAUCAGUAAGCCUAUUGGACACGACACCGUGAAAUUCGUUGAGAACCAGGUGCAAAGAUUUUACUCUAAUGCCGCACAAGAUAUUACUCCACCUUCUGGGGACACUGUGAAAUCCAAAUCACAAUCUAUGGACUGCCAACAAUUUGAAAUUCCAGAUUAUGCAAGUUCAGUUCUAGACUUCAGGGCGGAGCCGGUCUGUGUUAAAGAAAACCACUUAUCUGCAUACAAAAAGUGUAGUGAUACUACAAGAAAUUCGGAUGCACAACUACAAAAUGAACUUGGCCAAGGAAUGCAAUCUACCGGGAACCCGUCUACAGAUGAAUCCCAAGAAGAGGAAAGUAAUCCGCAGUUUAGAGAAGAUGGCAAUGACAUAGAUCCACAUGAUGAUAACACUAAGAAUUCAAUGCAGCUAACUGCUAGAUCAAGUUCUAGUAAGGGUAUAUGUGCUGAAAUAUCUGAUGAUGGUCGUACCAAUUCUUCAUGGGUAUCAGAUUCUCUGCCUGUUCCUUCUUCUCAUGAAAUACAAACAUCUGGUGAAGAUCUCAAGGUUUCCAAUCUCAACAUGGAUUAUUUUCCCGAGCUUGAAACUUUAAAGAAAGAAACUAUCACUUGCCAUAGCUCUUCUGAUGACAUUGGAUCUCCAUCUAAUGUUUCUGUUGGUGUCUGUGGAUCCACACCAGAUUCGCCGACUCGUUCCUCUGUUUCUGAUGAUAAUAGAAGUGGAUCUGCACCUUCAGAAACUUCAGCUGUUGAGUUUAAUGAACUCGAACUCCUGACAAUGGAUUCACCUCUGCCUUCCACUAGCAAUGCAGCUGACAGAUCAUUGGGAUCAGAUGGGACUCUGUUCUCCCAGAGCUUUUCAACUAAAGAUGAGAACUUUGAGUCAUCGAGCUCCAUCCAAUCAUCCAACCCCAUGAAGUCCCGUGAUUGUUUGAGAUCUAAAUCUGCAGACUCUAUGAUAAAUGUCAAAGAUACCGAACACUUCCAUCAAGAGUUUCACCCCUGUGCUUACAAUAGCUCAACUCCCUUGGAAGGUGUGGCUGAUGAUACCAGGGCCGUGGAUGCAUUUCCCACUCUUUUUAUCUCGGAGUUAAAUGAGAAAAAUGCUUCCCGGAUCAAUGCAUCAAAGCUGGAAGCUGGUUUGUCUGAAAUCAGACACAAGCAGCAGCCCCAAAAUGGCGACUCAAAAAUUUUGAUGCUAUCCUCUAAAAUUGAAAAAAAUGUUUCCUGGAUUAAUACAUCAAAGCUGGAAGUUGGUUCGUCUGAAAGCAGACACAAGCAACAGCCCCAAAACGGUGACUCAAAGCUAUUGAUGCCUUCCUCAAAUAUUGGGAGCCAAUAUGUAUUUGGCAUCGAUGAUCUCAACAUGGAAAGCAUCGAUCUUACCUCAAACACCAAGUGCUGUGAACAAAAAGCCAUCUUCAAUCCUAUCCUUACUACCCAAUUCAUCUCCCAUAGAAGAAAAGGCUUCAGAUAUUAUAAGAAUUUAAUACAGGACGCCCUCACUUACCAUAAGAGAGUAUCCAAUGAAUACAAGCACUUGUCCAUACUGUACGAGGACAUUGACAAUGAGUCAAGCUUACAGUUCGACCCAUGCCCCGUGUCCUCUUCUCCCGGCAUACAUCUCCACGCCAUCGGGACACAGCCAUCUCAGGAAACGCCCGAUCCCGACUGGGAACUAAUCUAACGGGUACGUUUUGAAAAUCAUUGUAUAUUUAUUUAUUUAUUUUUGCCUACAUAUAGUUGGUAUUUAGAGCUCAAUUUGGUGACGAGCAUAAUUUUUUCGAAGAAUGCUAUUGAUGAAACUCAAGAAAGUUUAUAUGCACGACUUGAUUGAGAUACAUAUUUGAAAUAUUUGCUUGAUUAAUAUUUGUCUAAAAAGUUUUGAUUUUU
Andrographis paniculata is the source of this 2157-nucleotide messenger RNA. RefSeq lists its product as uncharacterized. The record is from RefSeq and is a predicted model, not a curated record. The transcript is spliced from 8 exons. NCBI's taxonomy places the organism in Eukaryota, Viridiplantae, Streptophyta, Magnoliopsida, Lamiales, Acanthaceae. The coding region runs from base 182 to 1951 and encodes 589 amino acids.